GGAGGAGGAGGAGGAGACAGUGGUGCACAAUGUCAAGCAUGAAGAAGGAGACAUUAAGACAAUGGAUAAAGAGAUACAUCAGGCUCUCAGCAAAAACAUGGAGGAAGAAAGACAUGUGAUGGCAAAAACAAAUGAUGACAUGAAGAGAGACAUGGAAAAAUCCGAGAUGAGGUCGCUUGACAUGGCUGAAGAGCUGGAGCAGCAGAGAGUGUUGAUGGCGAUGGAAGGUGACAGGAAAGAUGCAAACGGAGCCGCGUGCAGAGUGCAGGAGACAUCGAGGAAGGAAGGCAAUAAUGCUGACAACCUACAAGGGUCACUGUGGCCAGAGAUAGACUUCGACUCAGAGAGCGACUCGGGCUCGGAGGAGUCCUCGUUCGGUGAUGAGGAGAUAGACAUGAUUCUGGAGACACUUGACGAGAUGGGCAAGAGUAAGAAAGAAGACGUGGGAUUCAAGAAGAUAACUGAGGAAGAGAAUGAGAAGGUGGCCACUGAAUUCAACAUCAAAGAUAACCCCCAGAUCCUUCUCAAAGACCUGGAGGAGAGACAGCACUGCGAGGAAACAGUUAUGUUCACUACUGCUAACAUCAAGCCAAUGGAGGGAGAGGAGAAAGAAAGUAAGGACAAUAAGGAGCAGAUGGCAAGAUGCAUGGAGAAAGAGAAACUACAGUCCAUUAUCAAACACCUUGAGGACAAACAGCAAGAGGAGGAGAUCAGAAAAGAAGAGCUCCAAAAAGCAGCCAUGGCAUUUGUGAGGAGGAGGACUGAGGACCUCAACGAGGAUUCAGAAAGUGAAACGGACUCGGAUGAGGACUAUUUUGAUGAGGAGGAAAAACAAAUGAUCAUAGAGGCAGAAAGGAAGCUCAAGGAAGAGAAAGAGAGAGAAGAGAGACAGCAGGAGGAAUGGAAAAUAAGUGAGAAAAACACCAAGCAAAGGAUGCUUGACAUGGCCCAAGACAUGGAGGAGCAGAAAGUGUUCAUGAGGAAAGCUGCAAACAGAGUCAUGUGGGGAGAGCAGGAGAGAGCGAGGAAAGACAAUAAUGACGAAAAACGUCAAGGGUUACUGUGGCCGGAGAUAGACUUCGACUCGGAGAGCGACUCGGACUCGGAUGAGUCCUCGUUCGGUGAUGAGGACACAGACAUGAUUCUGGAGACACUUGACAACAUGGACAAGAGAAAGGAAGAGAAAGAGAGAGAAGAGAGAGAGCUGGAGGAGAGGAGAAUAAACAUGGAAAAAUCCGAGAUGAGGACGCUUGACAUGGCUGAGGAGCUGGAGGAGCAGAAGGUCUUGAUGGAGCUGGAAGGUGAAAGGAAAGAUGCAAACAGAGCCGCGUGCAGAGGGCAGGAGACAUUGAGGAAGGAAGGCAAUGACAACCUACAAAGGUUACUGUGGCCAGAGAAAGACUUCGACUCAGAGAGCGACUCGGGCUCGGAGGAGUCCUCGUUCGGUGAUGAGGAGAUAGACAUGAUUCUGGAGACACUUGACGAGAUGGGCAAGAGUAAGAAAGAGGAUGUGGGAUUCAAGAAGAUAACUGAGGAAGAGAAUGAGAAGGUGGCCACUGAAUAUAACAUCAAAGAGAACCCCCAGCUCCUUCUCAAAGACCUGGAGGAGAGACAGCACUGCGAGGAAACAGUUAUGUUCACUACUGCUAACAUCAAGACAAAGGAGAGAGAGGAGAAUGAAAGAAAGGACAAUGAGGAGCAGAUGGCAAGACGCAUGGAGAAAGAGAAACUGCAGUCCAUUGUCAAACACCUUGAGGACAAACAGCAAGAGGAGGAGAUCAGAAAAGAAGAGCUCCAAAAGGCAGCCAUGGCAUUUGUGAGGAGGAGGACUGAGGACCUCAACGAGGAUUCAGAAAGUGAAACGGACUCGGAUGAGGACUAUUUUGACGAGGAGGAAAAACAAAUGAUGAUCAUAGAGGCAGAAAGGAAGCUCAAGGAAGAGAAAGAGAGAGAAGAGAGAGAGCUGGAGGAGAGGAGAAUAAACAUGGAAAAAUCCGAGAUGAGGACGCUUGACAUGUCUGAGGAGCUGGAGGAGCAGAAGGUCUUGAUGGAGCUGGAAGGUGAAAGGAAAGAUGCAAACAGAGCCGCGUGCAGAGUGCAGGAGACAUCGAGGAAGACAGGCAACAAUGCUGACAACCUACAAGGUUUACUGUGGCCAGAGAAAGACUUCGACUCAGAGAGCGACUCGGGCUCGGAGGAGUCCUCGUUCGGUGAUGAGGAGACAGGCAUGAUUCUGGAGACACUUGACGAGAUGGGCAAGAGUAAGAAAGAAUAUGUGGGAUUCAAGAAGAUAACUGAGGAAGAGAAUGAGAAGGUGGCCACAGAAGUCAACAUCAAAGAGAACCCCCAACUCCUUCUCAAAGACCUGGAGAGACAGCACUGCAAGGAAACAGUUAUGUUCACUACUGCUAACAUCAAGACAAUGGAGAGAGAGGAAAAAGAAGGAAAGGACAAAGAGAUUAAAGAGAAACAUCAGGCUCUUUUCAAAAACAUUGAGCCUGCCAAGGAGAUGAGGCAAGAGGUCUUUGAGAAAGAGAAUAAGGAGCAGAUGGCAAGAUGUAUGGAGAAAGAGAAGCUACAUGCCAUAAUCAAACACCUUGAGGACAAACAACAAGAGGAGGAGAUCAGAAAAGAAGAGCUCCAAAAAGCCGCAAUGGCAUUUGUGAGGAGGAGGACUGAGGAACUCAAUGAAGAUACAGAAAGUGAUUCGGAUUCAGACGAGGACUAUUUUGACGAGGAAGAAAAGCAAAUGGUCAUGGAGGCAGAAAGGAAGCUUAAGGCGGAGAAAGAGAGAGAAGGGGGAGAGCUGGAGGAAAGGAAAAUAAGUGAUGAAAAAGCCAAGAAGGUGAUGCUUGGCAUAAUUGAAGGAGAGAAGAAGGAGGAGGAGGAGAAGACAGUGAUGCACCCUGGCAAGAACGGAGAGGGAGAGAGCAAGACUGUGGAUAAAGAGAAACAUCAGGAUCUUUGCAAAAACAUGGAGCCUGCCAAGGAGAUGAGGCAAGAGGUCUUUGAGACAGAGAAUAAGGAGCAGAUGGCAAGAUGCAUGGAGAAAGAGAAACUGCAUGCCAUUAUCAAACACCUUGAGGACAAACAGCAAGAGGAGGAGAUCAGAAAAGAAGAGAUCCAAAAAGCAGCCAUGGCAUUUGUGAGGAGGAGGACUGAGGACCUCAAUGAAGAUACAGAAAGUGAUUCGGACGAGGACUAUUUUGACGAGGAAGAAAAACAAAUGGUAAAGAAGCUUAAUGCAGAGAAGGAGAGAGAAGAGAGAGAGCUGGAGGAAUGGGAAAUAAUUGUUGAAGAAACCAAAAGGAUGCUUGGCAUAGUUGAAGGAGAGAAGAAGGGGGAGGAGAAGACAGUAGUGCACAGAGAGGGAGAGCGCAAGACAGUGGAUAAAGAGAAACAUCAGGCUCUUUUCAAAAACAUGGAAAAUGAGGUAGAAAUAAGAAAAGCUGUAGAGAAAAAACAGAUGCAAAAAGCAGCGAUGGAGAUGCAGACAGAAGAGAGAGAGCUGGAGGCACGUGCAUGCAUGGAGAAAGAGAACCUACAUUCCAUUAUCAAACACCUUGAGGACAAACAGCAAGAGGAGGAGAUCAGAAAAGAAGAGCUCCAAAAAGCAGCCAUGGCAUUUGUGAGGAGGAGGACUGAGGACCUCAACGAAGACACAGACAGUGAAACGGAUUCUGAUGAGGACUAUUUUGACGAGGAGGAAAAGCAAAUGGUCAUGGAGGCAGAAAGGAAGUUUAAGGAAGAGAAGGAAAGAGAAGAGAGAGAGCUGGAUGAAUGGAAAAUAAGUGAGAAAAACUCCAAGCAAAGGAUGCUUGACAUGGCCCAAGACAUGAAGGAGCAGAAAGUGUUCAUGGAAGGUGAAAGGAAAGCUGCAAACAGAGCCAUGUAGAGAGAGCAGGAGAGAGCGAUGAAAGAAAAUAAUGAUGAAAAACAACAAGGUUUACUGUGGCCGGAGAUAGACUUUGACUCAGAGAGUGACUCAGACUCGGAGGAGUCCGCGUUCGGUGAUGAAGAGACAGACAUGAUUCUGCAGACACUUGACAACAUGGACAAGAGAAAGAAGGAAGAUUUAGGUUUGAGGAAGAGCGGCAUGGAGCAGAAAGUGUAGGAGCGACAGAGAGGAAAAUAUGAUAGAUUUGUGAAUGAAUGUUGUGACACAGACAUGGAGAGAAGCAAGAAGAGGUUGUAACCAACCAUACGCAACUUAUUUUCUAACCAUAUAAUAAAUAUAGACAUACAAAUACAUAUAUUAAAAUUCACAUUAUUUUACAAAAUUUAUUCAAUAAAAAUGUGCCUGGUAUUCAAAAAAAGAAAAUGUUA
Engraulis encrasicolus (European anchovy) is the source of this 4326-nucleotide messenger RNA. RefSeq names its product trichohyalin-like. NCBI's taxonomy places the organism in Eukaryota, Metazoa, Chordata, Actinopteri, Clupeiformes, Engraulidae. The record is from RefSeq and is a predicted model, not a curated record. Bases 62 to 3895 code for a protein of 1277 amino acids. The transcript has 2 exons.